Molecule: messenger RNA, 4758 nt
Organism: Ceraceosorus guamensis
Lineage: Eukaryota; Fungi; Basidiomycota; Exobasidiomycetes; Ceraceosorales; Ceraceosoraceae
Exons: 2
Coding region: 1-4758 (1585 amino acids)
Biological process (GO): positive regulation of establishment of bipolar cell polarity regulating cell shape
Cellular component (GO): plasma membrane of growing cell tip
Molecular function (GO): protein binding
Source: RefSeq, a predicted model, not a curated record
AUGUCGCCGGGUGCUCGCAACGUCUCCAAGAGGCUCAAAUUUGCGGCAGCCAGCGCUUGUGCUGUGCUCGCAUCCACCGCCACCACCAGCGCAUCGGCAUGGGAAGUGCCUCCCAUCGAUUUUGAUGGCUUGGGUCAGCUUGGCGUCGCUGGUAGCUUUUCCGGCAUCCAAUUGUGGAAUCAGUCGACGUCCACGCUCACACAGCAAGGCGCAUUCAACGUCAGCGAAGGGUCGCUGAUCGCGCUGGCUGCCGAUGGGAACCUCACCAAGAUUGCAUCGACGAAUCAAGGCGGCAGCAUCCGGGCAGUCUGCCAGAGGACAGCGGAGCCGUUCACUGUGUUCGUCGGUGGUAACUUUAGCGACAUCAAUGGCACGCGCGUCGGCAACGUAGCCAGCUUCGACCCUGCGACGCAACGAUGGGAUGCGCUUGCUGGUGGUAUCGACGGGCUGGUGAACACGCUAUACUGCGACGAACAACACGGCACCGUCAUUGCAGGUGGUGCAUUCCUGGGCCCCUUUCGUCCUCGUCCCGACCAGGCUGCUCGCUUCCUCGGAGGAGUGGCCAGUUGGUCAUACACUGGGGAUGUUUGGUCCCCAGUCAGCUUUGGUGGUGUCAAUGGAACCGUAGAGACCAUCGCGCUCGGGUCCAACGUCUCGAGCAUCCGCGUUGUGGGCAACUUUACCACCGAGUACAGCUCCCGAUCCAGUCCCAACGCCAGCUUGUCAGGCACCAACACCUCCGCUUCUAGUCUUACACAGGCCCUCUCACCUCUGCCUCUCGGUCAGAGCGAGUUUUCGGGUGGCCCCUCUUCUGCUGUCGCUGCAUACGCCAACCCAGCUCAGCUCCUGUGUCCACGCGGUGAGGAUGGACCCAACAAUUCGUACCACUUUGCAGACAAUGCCGUGGGUCGCUUGACGCUGCGAGCGUUCCGCAGCCUGCAGACGCGCGCCAUCCGCAUCGGCAACACCUUUGUCGACGGAAGAGGCACCCGCACGUUCGGCAUCGUCUCCAUACCCGACAAUACCGACCUCACCCUCAUCUACCUUGACCCGCUCACCCAGCAGAACGUCACUUGUCGAGGUAACUGCUCCCUUUUCCACGACGCAGCAGUCGCACCUUACCAGGACUUUUUGAUCGCAGAUGUGCCCGAGAACGGUGCUGUCAAUGGUACCAAGCUGCUCACUGGCAUCCAAUUCACCGCAACGGAGUGGUACGGACCGGGUGCUGGUCUGCACAGCUUGUCGCUCCUCAGUCAAGGCUCGUUUGCAUAUGCUUUCAACGGGUACAACCGCGGCGGCUGCAGCUCGACUCAGCCCGGCGUCAACGGCACCAGGUCGAGCAGCACUUCAGAGGGAGGCUGGUAUCGCACGCACGUUCCAGAAGUCGGCGUUCCAGGAGUCGUGUCACCAGUGCUGGCCAUCACCGACCGGACCGCGAACUUGCCCCAAAACGCAGGCUCGAGCGUCACCUGGAACGUCGAUGCGCACUAUAACGGAAACUACAGCGUCUUUUUGAGCGUGCCUGGUUGCACUGCCACCAACUCUUGCGACACGCGUACCGAUGUCCAAGUGACCGUGUUCGGAAACAACACUGCGGGCGAUGGAGUGAGCACAUUUGUCAGCCAGAACGUGCCUGAGGACACGCAAAUCCUCGUCUAUGAUGGCGAGAUCAUGAAGAGCGCAGGCGGCUUUGUCCCUACCGUGCGGCUCUCCAUUCCGGGCAACGCCACGCGACCAGUCAGCGACACCUUCAACGUCAUUGCCGAUCGCGUGACCCUUAAUCUGCGAUCGUCGAACGAGACUCAUCCCAUGUUCGAAGCGAGAGGAUUCGGCAUGCUCGAGUACAAUGUUUUCGACACGCGCGAUGUGCCACAAUUCAACGCUACGCAGAUGCAGACAAACCUCACUUUCAACGCCUUUAGCAACUUUGGAUCGGUCCUGCGCUCCAACGGUGUCGCCGCCAACGACACGAUGGGUCAAAUGAUUGUUACUAGCAGCGUCACCAACCGCGGCUCUACAUUUGUAGGCGGCAACUUCACCUCUCUCAAUGCUAGCGCCACGGUCGGAUUUGCCAACAUCGUGUCUUACACCAACACAUCUGGAGGAUCCAACUUCACACGUCUAUCUGGUGGAGGUGUCAAUGGGCGAGUGUCGAGUCUCAGUGUCGUCAAGGAUCACCUGUUCAUUGGUGGAAACUACACGUCCACCUUUGACAACAUUACUCAGCUGCCGUACGUCGCCGAAUACGAUGUCAUCGGCAGCAAGUGGAUCCCUCUGGCUGGCGGACCCGAUGGACCGGUGGAAACUCUGACUCCGCUGCGAGAAACGUUCUUGCUGGUUACGGGAAGCUUUGAGUCGCUCAACAAGGGUGCAGUCCCGGCGGGCGGAUAUGCGAUCUGGGAUGUCAUUGCCAAGAAGUGGGUGCCACAAGAGCCGUUUCUCGUUGGUAAUGUUCUGGCCGCUAGCACACCGAGCAACGCCUCUGGCGUGGCGUACCUGGCAGGUGCCAUUGGCGGCAUCAGCAAAGAUUCGGCGUCAGGAGCUGUGCGCAUCAUUCCUCCAAACGAUGAUGAUCAGUUACCAACCAUCGACACGCUCAACUUCCGAUUCGAGAGCACCAGAGCGACGUCCAACAUGCUGCCUGUUCCUGCAGCGCCUGCUGCAAGCUCUUCGGCGUUGGCAUCAGCCCCUUCGAGUUCUGGGGCUGCUCCUCUCUCCAGCUCAGGCGCUGCACCCACAACCUCCGGAACUGCAGCACCAGCAGGUGCGCCGACAUUUGCCAGCGAUCUCGUCUUUAGCAAGCGCACCGACGAUGCUCCUCAACCACGGUCCACCGGCGGUCACCAUCACCACCACCGUCAUCACGGCAACAGCUUAGAAGAGCGCAGCGGGACGUCGGUAUCGCGGUGGCUCUCUUGGAAUGCUCGGAGCAAUCAGCAAGGCGGCCCGCUCGUCUCUCUCUCGCGUCGAGCGUCUGCAAUGGAACCGGCCAUUCUUGCAAGCAACGGGGAAGACGAGAUCAUCUCAUCGGCAUUCUGGAAGCGAGGCAACAACGACUUCGUCUAUGUGCUCGGAGGCAAUUUCACCACCGAUGCCGGCAUCAAGAAUUUGGCGUACUACGACGAGAAGACGAAUUUGCUGAAGCCCUUCCCGGCUCUGCCUCGUUCUUCGAACCUAACCGUCGUUCGCGCCGUCGCGGUGGACGGGGACACGCUGUAUGCUGGAGGCGAUGGUGGAUUGGCCAUCUUUGACUUCAAGGCCAACACAUGGUCCAGCAAUCUGGCGGCCCUGCAAGCGACUUCGCGAAACGUUCUCAGCGUGCAGGCAAUCUACCACCGACCCGAGUCUAGCACCAUGAUUAUUGCGGGAACUUUUGACGAAGCUGGCAGCUUGCCUUGCAAGAACGUCUGUGCUUGGGACACGGGCUCCCGCAGAUGGAGUCAAUUGGGUGCAGGCAUUGAUGGACAGAUCUCGGCGAUCGACUAUGCAGGAAACCACGCGUCCUUGUUGCUUGUGGCGGGAUCGAUGACGGUGAAUGGCGCCGAGGCAUCGCUGGCCCAAUGGGACUUUGAGGCGAUGACAUGGACUGCCCUUGGCAGCGUGGGAGUCGCCGGCGGCGAGAUUCCUGGUCCUGCAACUGCGCUCAGUGUGGACGACUAUAAUCCCAGAUCCAUCUUUGUCGCCGGUCGCACCACUGAUGGCAGGCGCCCGUAUCUCGCCAAGUGGAACGGUCAAUCGUACGAUUCGCUUGCGCCAGGCGAGCUGCUUCCGGACUCUGGAAUUGCUCAGCUCUCCUUUGUUGGUAUUACGCGCGCGCACCCAGACAAUCCCGUGCUCGAAAACAACCGCAUGCUCGUCGUCUCUGGCGCGCUCCUCAUGCGCGACUUUGGAAACGUCUCGACUGCGCUAUUCGAUGGACAGCUUUGGACGCCUUACCUGCAAGCCACCUCGCCAUCCGGCGGAUUGGGAGUGGUGCGAGCUUUCACUCGCAGCAACGAGAUACUCAGCUUCCCCAACUUGCACCACCUUGCCGUCGGCAUUGUUAUCCUCAUCUCGAUCGCCAUUGGUCUGGGCAUCGUCUUCCUCCUUGUCCUCAUUGGUUUGAUUUGGGCGCUGAGCCGGAGACAUCCCAAUCGUGGGGUGGAUGUGCCGAUCUCUCCAUCAGACGAUACGCUCGCCAUGGCAGGAGGUGCGGGUGCAGGAGAGAAGCGUGCCCCCAGCGAAUUGUUGGCCACGCUCAAUGCUGCUACGGAAGGUGCGAUCGAGCAGCGUGGCGCAGAUUCCGCCGGCUACGCUGCUGCUGGAGCCGGCGCCGCUGGCGCGGGAGCGGCGAUGGCAGCGUCCACAUCGCACGGACAUAGUCGACAAGAGUCGUCUGCUGCGCACGGGGGAACGUUGGAAAACAGCGACGAAACUGCUGGAGCGGCUAGCACUGCUUACCACUCCGAACGGACUGGCCAGUCGGCCUAUUGGAGCGGCGAAGAAGGCAACCCGGCUGCGGAAGCUGCUGCUGGUGGUGCGGUGGGGGCGGGUGCGGCUGCGACAGGCAUCGCGUAUGGAGGAUUGGACGAAGGGGCAGGGCCUGGAGAAGGCUUGGAAGCUCACGCGAGAUACUCGUUCGAAGCGACACAUCCCUCGGAGCUUGCUGUGCAUGCUGGUCAGACUAUUUGGAUCUUGGACGAUCAGGACGAACAUUGGUGGUUGGCAAAGGACGGACAGGGCAACAGCGGGGUGUUGCCCGCUACCUACGUCCUCUAG